This is a messenger RNA of Populus trichocarpa (black cottonwood), 240 nucleotides long. NCBI's taxonomy places the organism in Eukaryota, Viridiplantae, Streptophyta, Magnoliopsida, Malpighiales, Salicaceae. The record is from the annotation of a RefSeq genome assembly.
AUGUUGUGUCAAAUUCGCAUCGAGAAAAGAAAGAUUUCUUUUCUACUAGGAAUAUUAGGAAGAACCUUUUUCGUAAAAUCUCGUCUAUUAAUAACUUUCUAUUCCAACAUAGAACGAAAAGGACAAUAUACAGGAUGGGUAGAAGAAGUUGUGAUACUUGGCCCGACCCAUGACCCGAAACUGCGAGAUAUAAAAGAAUACACAUCCUUAGGAUUAAUUAGGGAUCUAAGACAAGAGUAG